UCUACGGGACAUAUUUUGCGGUGGUACCUCUUCGGCGGUGCCACCCGCUAAAGUGUCCGACACUCAGUAAACAACAACUGUUAUGGAAGGUAGAGUCAUGCGAGGAAGGGGAGGUGGCUGGAGGAGAGGCGGCCGGGGUGGACACGACGGCGACGGCCAGAGCAGUGAGCACAGAGGCCGGGGGAGAGGCGGCCAACACCGCAGCAGAGGCAGGCGAGACCACCGGGGACGCGGACGCGGUGGAGGCUACCACGCCGCAGCAAACUUUCCCCAGGCGCACCAAGACGAGGGGGAGAACCUCGAAGAUGAAGACGACAGGACGGCGGUGUUCUCCAGAAGGACACUGGAGUCCAACUGGGACCGUUACGAGGCGUCGGAGAGGGUGGAGGAAGACGACGGCACGCCGACUCAGAGAGGAACCGACUUCCAUGUGCUGCUGGAGUCAGCGGGGGAUUCGUUCACUCAGUUCCGGUUUGCAGAAGAGAAGGACUGGGAGAUGGAUCCAUUCGCAGCCAAUCAGGUGUCAGUGGUGUCUCUGGACCUCCAGGCUCUCGCCCAGAGUCUCCAGCAAGUUCCUCUCCAUCGGAGACUGAAUCUAGAAGCUGAACUGGUUCAGGUCUCAGCACCAGUUGAGCUGCCAGCUGUGAGCCUCGCACCGAAACAGGAAGUACCCAAAUUUCCUCCUCCAUCCGCCGCCUUUAAAGGCCUCAGCGCCAGUCAGAAACCGGCGGUGGGUUUAAACUCCCGGGUUUCCUCUGUGGCUGUUAAGCCUGAGGAGGAGGAGGAGGAGGAGGAUGGUGAUGAAGAGCUGGAUGAGCUACUUGGUUUACAGAAAUCUGCCAGUUCAGACGAUGCAGGACAUCAGCUGAUCUGCAGUCCAACAGAGGAGAGACGGCCGCCAGAGGAAGAAUUAGAAGACGCUGCAUCAGAAGAAAAAGCUUUAGACGAGGAUGUUGCCCCUCCAAAGCCUGCGGAGGUCAAAGGGUCGAUGACUGAGGAGGACCUGGAGGACUGGCUGGACAGCAUGAUCUCCUGACCAUGAAGAAGAUUCUGGAGUUUCCCCCAGAAGCCGAGUGAAGCCUGAGGCGCUACGCUGCCAUCCAUCCAGCCGGCCGCCAUGUUUUUGAGCUCAAUGUUGACAGGAAAUUUGAAAAUAUCACAUUAUAGCUUUGCGUUAUUAGGAGACAGGAAAAUUGAUAUCUAAAGUCUUUAAAAAGGCAAUAAUUAAAAAAAAUGAACAAUGUGAACAAGCCUGGUGGCCCGCCAGGCUUAUAAAAGUCUGUUUCAGUUUCUCCAACUGCAUUAUUUUUUUUUUACAUAUUUUAUAAAUGGGGAACCAAAAACUCGUGAAUAAGACUGUAAUCAAAAAAUCUGAUGAAACAGUUAAAAUUUUAGGCUUUUUUUCCCCAAAAUAAUAAAAAAAAAUCUAAUAAACACAAAUUCAGCAGUUUUUUUUUUUUUUUAAAUAAAACAGUUCAACUUUCCUACACCUACACACUAUUGGCUGCCAUUUUGCACACCAGAAAAUCCAGGAGUCAUUAAUUUUCUUCAGACUCCCAAGAAACAAGGAAGACUGUAGAUGCUAGCUUUUGUUUCAGUGCCAAGAUGGCUUCCACUGUGUGGUUUAUUUGAGCUAUUAAAACACAAAGGUAGGAACAUUUUUAGAGGUGGUUUCAAGGUUUCACAUGAGUCUUACCUCCAUGUCCUCCUUCACCUGCUCCUGCUGGUCUCUCAGCUCCCCAAAGGCGUCGAUGAUCAAACCUGUGGCAGGUUGGGGAGUUCUGAACAGUCAGGAAGUACUUCUGGAUCUGCUCUGAUUGGGAGAAAAUAUUUACCCUGAAUGAUGGCCAGCAGGAUGACGAUGACGAAGAAGAAGAAGGUGAUGUCGAACAGGAUGCGGUAGAGUUCGUAGGGAUCUCCGGCCGGGUCCUCCAACUCGUCUCCGAUGCCGCCGCCGGCUCUCACGCCCACAUACAUGUGGAACAAGUAGCACUAAAGCCAAGGACAAAAUCAUUGAAACUUUCAUUAUUUUGUUGGAGACUGCUUUACAUUUAUGUCAUUAAUAAAUGCUGGAAACCGUCAAGGCCCUGAAGGAUAUUCUAAAGAAUUAAAAGCUUAAGAAACGUCCAUUAUGCUUCGUCUGGUAGUCGUGUCUUCAAGCCGCGAUCAAGGCCAAUAGGACCUGAUCGUCAUCGUUCAGAAUAAAAGCCAGAAGAAUCUCUUUCAGCUGCAAACAAAGCCAAGUUAUUUUCCAAUUUUGUGGCUUUGCUUUGUUCUAAACAAACGGAGGUCAGACGUACCGUCAUCAUGUCGUCACACUUCAUGUCGGGCUCAUCUUCGUCCUCGCUCUUAUUGUAGAACUUUCUGAAGAAGUUGAAGGCCACCACAGUGUAGAGGUAGACGACGACGGCCAGCAGGCCGACGGUCAGCACAAGCUGAAGGAGACACGUUUCCUUCCUUUAACUCCAGUCAAAGUUACAAAUAUUCUGAAAAACUACUUCACACGUUCAAGGCUGGACCUGUUUACGAACAGGAAGUUCACAAAAUUCAAUUAAGAUUAAAAAGAGAGAUCAGAUUUCUCCUGUUUCCCAUCAAAACCAGAAUACAAUUUAAGAUUCUCAAUUUGAUCCAAACACUGGCUCGGCCUACGAAGUCUUUUACCCACAAUUCAUUGCUGCAUGUGACAAAGUAUUGAACAUAAUAAACGCAUACUGUACAUUUAUAACUGCCCUCAGGAAGUUCCCAAUACUUGAAGACACUCCUGCUUCCAAACAAGAAGGCCGUUACUAAAUGUUGGCUCCAGCGAUGAGACACAUUACCCAUGAUGUUUUCAAUCCGUCUACAUAAGGAGGAAGGAGAGAAACUUUGGGAAACAUGGGAUUGUUUUAUAGCCAAAGACUGAACUUUAACUGGGCAUUUUUUCUCUUUCUGUUGCUUCUCUUAGCCCUCAUGUUUUGGUUCAUUUUUGCAUAAAAAUAAAGUUUAAAAAAGUAAAUAAAAAAUUAUUUUUGUUUCUUGUGAUGCAUGCAUAUGCUUCCUUUGUUUGUUUUUAAAAACGUGUUUGAAGAAAACUCUGUAUUUUAUCAUCCAUCCAAAUUAUGAAGUUAUUUUUUUUUCCAGUCACUAAUUUAUUGAAGCAACACAUGCAUCUGUGUUUGGGUAAAUUAACUUCAGUAAAGAGUUUGAGAUGUUCCACUGUAAAUGCUACGAAAAUGCCUAAUUUUCUUAGUUUUAACCUGGAUUAAUAAUAAAAGUAAAUCAUAUUUAAUCCCAUCCAGCUGCAUUGGUUUAGCGACAUUCUUGAUGCUCUACAAUCCAAUUACUUUAUUCUUUUUAAUCAUGUCAAUUUGUUCUUCAUCAAUGUUAAUUUCUGAGUAAAAUAUUUAAAACA
Molecule: messenger RNA, 3391 nt
Organism: Poeciliopsis prolifica (blackstripe livebearer)
Lineage: Eukaryota; Metazoa; Chordata; Actinopteri; Cyprinodontiformes; Poeciliidae
Gene: aven
Product: apoptosis, caspase activation inhibitor
Exons: 7
Coding region: 83-1036 (317 amino acids)
Biological process (GO): negative regulation of G2/M transition of mitotic cell cycle
Source: RefSeq, a predicted model, not a curated record